Molecule: messenger RNA, 3718 nt
Organism: Nerophis ophidion (straightnose pipefish)
Lineage: Eukaryota; Metazoa; Chordata; Actinopteri; Syngnathiformes; Syngnathidae
Gene: scg2b
Product: secretogranin II b
Exons: 2
Coding region: 168-1847 (559 amino acids)
Source: RefSeq, a predicted model, not a curated record
UUUUUUUUUUUUUGAAGAGGCAGGCUCUUGCGUGCGAUGACGUGCAUGUCAGGUGUUUCCUUGUAUAUGAAGCGGAGCACACACGCACACACACCCACGGAGCUGCUGCAAGGACACGCACACACCCUGACUGCUUGCUGAACGUGUAAGGUGACCACGAGCCUAGGAUGCUGCAUUUCCACCACAAGUCGCCGUCGGGGGUCGCCGUGGUCCUGCUCGCCAUCCUCCUGCACGGAUGCGCGGUGCAGGCGGCAUCCCUCCCCCGCCACUAUCGCCUGCGCGGCGGCGAUGCGCAGCCAGCCGGUUCGGACCUGAUGAAAGCCUUAGAAUACAUCGAGAACCUGAAGCAGCGCAACGGGGGCCGACCUGUGCCCGUGGACUACGACGAGGUGGAGAAGUUCAGGGUGUUGCUCCAGCUGGCCUCGCAGCAGCAGCAAGAGGACGAGAGUCCGGCGGACCGUCCGGACAUCACCGCCGAGCAGCUGAUGAGAACCCUCCUCAAGUCCGUCCAGGACCAGGCCAAGCUGGGCGACCGCCGCCUGCAGCGACACCGCACCAAAGAGACCCCGGAGAGCUCCCCGGCAGACUACGCCAAUUACCCCAGACCCCACAAGAAGUACCCGUUGAUGUUCGAGGACGAGGAAAACACGGAGGCGUCCAAGCGGGCUACAGAGGACCUGGACCAGCAGUACACGCCGCAGAGCCUCACCAAUCUACGCUCCAUCUUCGAGGAGCUGGAAAGGAUGCCGCUGAAAAGAGAUCUGUUCGGUGAUGACGAGGAGGAUGCUGAGGGGGAGGAGGACGCCGCUCCUGGAGAGGAGUGGGUUCCCGUGGAGGAACGGGAGCAGACCGAGGAGAUGGUGAACGGGAGCCACGAGGAGGCAGACCGGGCUCUGGGGGAGCAGGAGGAGGAAGUGCAGCGCCGCUCGGGUCAGGAUCAGGAGGACGUAGACGACGACACCAAGCUGGUGGAUUAUUACCUGCUGAAGGUUCUGGAGAUGAGCGACCAAAGAGAGAAGCGGGAUCAGACCGGCGAGCAAAGAAAGAGACUCAUCCGCCCUUCCAUCGUGGACCCUCGCACGGUGAAGGAGCUGCUGGAGCUCUCCUUGAAACUCCGCGUCCCCCCGCAAAACCUCAUCGACAUGCUGCUGACGGAGGAACUCCGCAAGCUCCACCGCAACCCCCCCGCCGCGUCCCGCCCGCAAGCGGCGGGACCCACCCCAAAAGUCCGCUACUUCAGUCGCAGGCUGCCCCUGAAGAGCAAGGCGGCUCCCGAGGACAUGGACCGGGAGGACUUUUUGGACAUCAUCGGCGUGGAGACCAUCAGCAACGAGUACCCGGUCAUGCCCAGACCUGCCAAGACCCCCUUGGAUAGAAUCCCGACGGGGUCCGACGUGGCAUCCAAUGCGGGACCCGUUAAAAUCCCACCGCCGUCCGGACGUAGAGAGAACCUGUUCCUGUCCGAGCUCAAUAAGAUGCCCUUCAAGCGCCAGGCUGACGGCGGCGACACAGACGACGACGACGACGUGGAGGACGAGGUGACCACCUACCUGGCGGCCAAAAUCCUCACCGAGUACCCGCCGGGGAGCAUCGCCAAGCGGGACACCCAUGCGCAGACCAAGGGCCUCUUCCCCUACGAGCUGUACGAGCGUGCCGUGAAAGACUACUUGGGCCAGGUGGACUCUGGGAGCAGACCGCUGGCCAAGAGGGAGGCGGAGGCGGUCCUGGAGGAAAAGCCCACUGAGGUGCAGAGCAUGGAGGAGAUGACCGGGAAGACCUCGGCCCCUCAGAGGGUGCAGGGCGACGGGCAGGGGGAGCACCGUGACCAAGCUGUGGCAGGAAUGUAAAAGUAUUUAUGCUGGAUGUGAUCUAGUUUACAGGUUUUAAUCGUACGACUCAUAGCUGAUUAUCUCACCUAAACACGUAAAUAUAUAGUCCCUAUUUGCUGCAGUCAUUAUGGUGACAUCAUUUUCACAACAGGGUUUGCACCUUCUCUGACUCUCCCAUUCAAAGUUUAUAAAGUUUUGUGAUGCUGUUCAAAGUUUGUGUUUGUAAAGGAGAAUAUUACAUCAUCAUGUCCAACAACAUACAGUACGAUACACACCUUCUCAUUCAAUCUUUACAUUGUCGAUUGUCACAUCAAAACUAUGAAUGAACUCAUGUGGAGUUAUGGACUUAACAAAAAAAAGGUGAAAAAACUGAAAACAUGUUUUAUAUUCUAGUUUCUCUAAAAUAGCCACCCUUUGCUAUGAUUACUGCUUUGCACACUCUUGGCAUUCUCUCCAUGAGGUUUGAGAGGUAGUCACCUUAAAUGAGUUUUCACUUCACAAGUGUGCUUGAAGCUCAUGGAGGGAAUGCCAUGAGUGUGCAAAGCAGUAAUCACAGCAAAGGGUGGUGGCUAUUUUGAAGAAACUAGAAUAUAAAUCAUGUUUUCAGUUCUUUUACCUCCUCAUGUGUUCAAUCAUAGUUUUGAUGCCUUCAAUGAAAAUCUACAAAAAAAAUCAGUGCUCCCCAAACUACGGCCCGCGGGCCAGUUACGGCCCACCAGCGUCCAAUUUUUAAAAAAAAUAAUUAUUUUGUUUUUAAUCUGUCGUUUCUAGCCCAUCCAUCAAUCCAUUUUCUACUUUUUACCCGAGGUCUCCUAGACAGUCAGGCAAAUCAUAUAGUCUAAUAAUGCAUUUUCCCAUCGAUAACGUGACAUCAACACGCUUGCGCGGCAAUUGCGCACUCUUUCAGUCAAUAUGUGCAUGAGGGAAAAGUAAAAAAGAGGCAAAAUCGUUGGCGAAACUUAAAAUACAUUACAAGUGUAGAGUAAUUAAACUUCGGCGGACGCAUAACAUAUAUAUAUAUACAUAUAUAUAUAUAUAUAUAUAGCCCAGCCCCAGGCCAUAUUUUUUUAACCCAAUGCGGCCCCUGGGUCAAAAAGUUUGGGGACCCCUGAGGUAAAUAGUCAUGAAAAUAAAGAUUGAAUGAGAGUUUGUGUCCAAACUUCUGGUCUGUACUGUACACCUGAACAUUGCUGUAAAUGACAGCCUUCCAGGAGUACUUUGUAAGCCAAUAUGAUCUUUUUUUCCCCAAUUAGCGGUUGGCUGGAAUGCUGUGGCUCCACAUAUAUUCAGGGUUUGUCAAGAUGCUAUCGUUAAAAUGGAGAAUUAUUUCAUAUCAGCCUGCCUUCCAAAGCUCCGUGUCGUUGGCCUAUACCAGUGCUUGUGCUCCGUAUGCUCAUUUUUAAAACAUUUUGUACAUGCUCGAUGUGUGAUGAAGCACAGAUGAAUAAAGCAUCAGAUGUAUUAUUUUUCUUCUUACUGAGUCGUGUUGCUUAAGAAAAAAGAUCCAUUUAUCCAGAAAAAAAAACACAUUUAAUUAUAUGAUAAGUUCCACACAUUGCAAGUUGUAAAAACACACCCAAGCUAGCAAAUAUUAAAGGUGGCUCAAGACAUUUGAUAUUAAAAGGUGAAUAAACCGGCAACAUGUUUCUUUAAAUAGACACAAAUUAACACAUCCAUUACAUUAUUAAUAACAUUCAGCACAAUUAUUUCAAAACAAUGUUUUUUACCUCACCUUUUGCACCAUUUUCAAAAUGGUGCAAGAUGAAGAGUAAUUAUAUUUACGAUCAAUAUUCCAGUUUCUUCCCAAAAAAGUAAAUCUGGUUUCCAUGAAGCCUUCCUGAGUAUAUUUGACUCCCGUGUUCUCCUGAGUGUUACUUUGUGUCCCUUUG